AUGAACCUCAAUUUUGGAAUUGAUGCCACAGCUGCAUCUCAAAAUGCUUUUCCUUAUUAUGUGUUUCAAGAGUUUGAGGCCUGCGUAUUGAAACCGACAAAGGUUUGGUCAUUAUGUGACAAGCGACUAAUGAGUGAAGCAGGGCAUGCUGAGCCUUUAAAUCGACAGCUUUUCAUUCAAUUAGUUACCUACAACGCCAUGCCAGGAGAAGCUGGAGCCAAUCGCACGUUUCGAUCGAUCUUUGGAGAUCAAAAGACGCAACAUGAUCAAGUAUUAAUGCUGGAGAAAGAGAGUGAUAACACCUUGUGGAAUGAUGAAAUGCCAUUAGAUGGAAGUACAAGUGCAUACGGGAACAACGAUAGGUUGGGACUCCAGUUUGCGCAACUCAAGUCCAUGGAAGAGUGGGCGGACGGCGAAGAUGAGGAGGAAAACUGGAAAGAUGCAUUGCAAGAUCGUGUGAACCAGCUUGAGCUCGUUCUUCAGAAUCGGAAUGACGCUGCUGGACAUGAUGUCGACCAGCAACAAAAGGUUGUAGCUCACGGGUCACAAAAUGUUGACUUCAGUCAGUCGCUCCCGGCCUCACGACAACCGUCUCCUGGCGCUGUCUCUAAACAAUCUCGACAUAUGACGCGGCAUAAGAUGCAACGCACAUCUUCGUUACAUGCAUGCAUUACCAGCGACAUGAAAGUCACGUAUAGUCCUCAAUAUGGUCUGUGGAACAAUCAAAGCAAAGGAACGAAAGGUAAAGCCGGACAUAUAAUUCAUCACGACACCCGCACCAGGGCAACUUCGGUUGAUUUUGUUGCCCGCAACAUUGAAACGGUAGAGCAAUAUUGCAAACGUUCUGACUCGUUGAGUGGAUUGAAUGCUUUCAAGACGAACUCGCCGCAGCAUUCGCUCUCCAGAAAGAAAUUAACGAAUAGUAAUCAUACAAGUCCUUGUCAGAGAAAUAGUGAUUGUGCUCGCGUGUCCAAGACAAUUGCACUAGCGUCGCCAAAAGCGUCAGUAUCUCACUUGAGCGAAACAGAGGCAAUUCGUCGUUUUGUGCUGGACGAUAUUAAAAUGAUGUCCAUGGAACGGCUUGUGAGCGAUGCCCAGCGAUUACACUAUUUAGAAAGCUACUUUAAGACUCGCCAGGGAUCAGGCGCCACGCCUUCCAUCACAACCUCGACGUUCGUAGCUCCGACUUCACCUGCCUCUUCCUCUUCGCCAAUGUCAACAUCCUGA
Plasmopara halstedii is the source of this 1227-nucleotide messenger RNA. RefSeq lists its product as uncharacterized. The transcript is spliced from 6 exons. The coding region runs from base 1 to 1227 and encodes 408 amino acids. Lineage: Eukaryota; Oomycota; Peronosporomycetes; Peronosporales; Peronosporaceae. The record is from RefSeq and is a predicted model, not a curated record.